CGCAGUGCGCGCGGCCGGGGGCGGUGCGGCGGUGCCGCUGUGGGGGGGUCUCCCGGCACACAAAACGCUGCGCAGUGCUGAGCCCACCGCACCCCGCGAAGUCAUGGAGAUCGGUACCGAGAUCAGCCGCAAAAUCCGGAGUGCCAUUAAAGGGAAGUUGCAAGAAUUAGGAGCUUAUGUUGAUGAAGAACUUCCUGAUUACAUUAUGGUGAUGGUGGCCAACAAGAAAAGUCAGGACCAAAUGACAGAGGACCUGUCCCUGUUUCUAGGGAACAACACAAUUCGAUUCACCAUAUGGCUUCACGGUGUAUUAGAUAAACUUCGCUCUGUUACAACUGAACCCUCUAGUCUAAAGUCUUCUGAUAACAACAUCUUUGAUAGUAAUGUGCCUUCAAACAAGAGUGGGUUUAGUCGGGGAGAUGAGAGAAGGCAUGAAGCUACUAUACCACCCCUUGCCAUUUCUAGCACUAGACCUGAAAAAAGAGAUUCCAGAGCUUCUACAAAUUUACAGGAGCAGAAAACCACUGUCAGACAGACUUAUGAUGAUGGAGCUGCAACCCGACUAAUGUCAACAGUGAAACCUCUGCGGGAGCCAGCACCCUCUGAAGAUGUGAUUGAUAUUAAGCCAGAACCAGAUGAUCUCAUUGAUGAAGACCUCAAUUUUGUGCAGGAGAAUCCCUUAUCUCAGAAAAAACCUACAGUGACACUUACGUAUGGUUCUUCUCGCCCUUCUAUUGAAAUUUAUCGACCACCUGCAAGUCGAAAUUUAGAUAGUGGUGCUAAUUUGAACAGGUUGCAAUUUCAACAGCAGCAAAACAGCAUUCAUGCUGCCAAGCAACUUGAUAUGCAAAACAGCCGGGUAUAUGAAACGGAACAUUUGUCUGAACCAGAAGUGCUUAACAGCUUAGAAGAGACUUACAGUCCCUUCUUCAGACACAACUCGGAAAAAAUGAGUAUUGAGGAAGAAAACUUUCGGAAGAGAAAGUUGCCUGUGGUAAGUUCAGUUGUUAAAGUAAGAAAAUUCAAUCAUGAUGGAGAAGAGGAAGAGGAAGAUGAUGAUUAUGGCUCCCGGAUGGGAAGUGUCUCCAGCAGUGUGUCAGUGCCAGCAAAGCCUGAAAGGAGACCUUCUCUUCCACCUUCUAAACAAGCUAACAAGAAUCUAAUUUUGAAGGCUAUAUCUGAAGCUCAAGAAUCUGUAACAAAAACGACUAACUAUUCCACAGUCCCACAGAAACAGACACUUCCAGUUGCUCCCAGAACUCGAACUUCUCAAGAAGAAUUGCUGGCAGAGGUGGUCCAGGGGCAAAGCAGGGCACCCAGAAUAAAUUCCCCCACGAAAGAAGAGGAAACAAAAGGAGAUAAUAUAGAAAAAAAACAAGGAACUCAACAGAGGCAAUUAUUAUCCCGGCUGCAAAUUGACCCAGUAAUGGGAGAAACUCUGGAGAUCAGUCAAGAUUACUAUGACAUGGAAUCCAUGGUCCAUGCAGACACAAGAUCAUUUAUUCUGAAGAAGCCAAAGCUGUCUGAGGAAAUAGUAGUGGCACCAAACCAAGAGUCGGGGAUGAAGACUGCAGAUAACCUUCGGGUACUUUCAGGACACCUUAUGCAGACACGAGAUCUUGUACAACCAGAUAAACCUGCAAGUCCCAAGUUUAUAGUGACGCUGGAUGGUGUCCCCAGCCCCCCAGGAUACAUGUCAGAUCAAGAGGAGGACAUGUGCUUUGAAGGAAUGAAACCCGUAAACCAAACUGCAGCCUCAAACAAGGGACUCAAAGGUCUCCUCCACCCACAACAUUUGCAGUUGAUGAGCAGGCAGCUUGAUGACCCAAAUGGUAGCUUUUCCAACGCUGAGAUGAGUGAACUGAGUGUGGCACAGAAACCAGAAAGGCUAUUGGAGCGCUGCAAGUACUGGCCUGCUUGUAAACAUGGGGACGAGUGUGCUUACCAUCAUCCCAUUUCACCUUGCAAAGCCUUCCCCAAUUGUAAAUUUGCGGAAAAAUGUUUGUUUGUUCAUCCAAAUUGUAAAUAUGAUGCAAAGUGUACUAAACCAGAUUGUCCCUUCACUCAUAUGAGUAGAAGAAUUCCUGUACUGCCUCCAAAACCAGCAGUUACAACACCAGUACCACAUUCUAGUAGUCAGCUCUGCCGUUACUUUCCGGCUUGUAAGAAAAUGGAAUGUCCCUUCUAUCAUCCAAAACACUGUAGAUUUAACACCCAGUGUACAAGACCAGACUGCACGUUUUACCAUCCCACUAUUACUGUACCACCACGACAUGCCUUGAAAUGGAUUCGACCUCAAACCAGUGAAUGACACCAAGUUCUCCCCGGCAGAAGAUGAUGCAGUUUGAAAGUUUCCAUCUACUGGUGAAAGAUAUUCUACAGAACUUGUCAAAUCUUUGAAACUUGGAAUAUAUUGCUUUCAAAAUAUGAA
Molecule: messenger RNA, 2431 nt
Organism: Cynocephalus volans (Philippine flying lemur)
Lineage: Eukaryota; Metazoa; Chordata; Mammalia; Dermoptera; Cynocephalidae
Gene: ZC3H14
Product: zinc finger CCCH-type containing 14
Exons: 17
Coding region: 104-2311 (735 amino acids)
Biological process (GO): regulation of mRNA stability
Cellular component (GO): cytoplasm; nucleus
Molecular function (GO): poly(A) binding; metal ion binding
Source: RefSeq, a predicted model, not a curated record